AUGCAAGAGAAGGAAGGAAGAGGAGAGCAGCAGGAGGUGAACAGAGCUUAUCCAUGGCCCGCCACGACCCCUCAUGGGCCCGCCACGACCCUCAUGGCCCGCCACGACCCUCAUCGUGCCCGCCACGACCCCUCAUGUGGCCCGCCACGACCCCUCAUGGCCCGCCACGACCCCCAUGGCCCCUGUGGCACGACCCCCAUGGCCCGCCACGACCCCUCAUGGCCCGCCACGACCCCUCAUGGCCCGCCACGACCCCUCAUGGCCCGCCACGACCCCUCAUGGCCCGCCACGACCCCUCAUGGCCCCCCACGACCCCUCAUUGCCCGCCACGACCCCUCAUGGCCCGCCACGACUCUCAUGGCCCGCCAUGACCCCCAUGGCCCGCCACGACCCCCAUGGCCCGCCAGGACCCCCAUGGCCCGCCACGACCCCCAUGGCCCGCCACGACCCCCAUGGCCCGCCAUGACCCCCAUGGCCCGCCACGACCCCCAUGGCCCGCCACGACCCCCAUGGCCCGCCACGACCCCUCAUGGCCCGCCACGCCCUCAUGCCCGCUACGACCCCUCAUGGCCCGCCACGAUCCCUCAUGGCCCGCUACGACCCCUCAUGGCCCGCCACGACCCCUCAUGGCCCGCCACGACCCUCAUGGCCCGCCACGACCCUCAUGGCCCGCCACGACCCUCAUGGCCCGCCACGACCCUCAUGGCCCGCCACGACCCCAGGGAAGGGGUCGCAUGCUUCCAGUCAUGCCUUCUCUGA
This is a messenger RNA of Procambarus clarkii (red swamp crayfish), 759 nucleotides long. Lineage: Eukaryota; Metazoa; Arthropoda; Malacostraca; Decapoda; Cambaridae. The record is from RefSeq and is a predicted model, not a curated record.